CAGAUUGGUUGCUUGAAGUUUCUGUACCUCAUAUUUAUAUACACACCUCAUAUUUUGGUUUCUCAUAAAGACAAGUGGGUAUUUUUGGUCAAUCAUGAACAUGAAAUCCCAUGUAUAUUAGACUAGCAUUUAAUGAAUUACCAUUAAAGGAAUAUUCCAUAUUGAUUCAAACAGCCACUCCUGGCAAUGAAAAGGGUGGGCAACUCAAAAUAAAAUGCAUACAGACUAUAUAUAAUUGAGGAAUCUGAGAGAAGUGAGACAGCUGGUUUAUUACUUGGUAUGUUAUCAUUUGUGUAAUCUAAAAAUAAGUAGGGCUGGCCUUUCACUGGUAUACGUUUCUGAGAAAGCAAGUUCCCAAAAGUAAAAAGCUCUGAUGGAGCUAUCAAGGCCAUACAUUCAUGACUUCGCAGAUAACAAUCCAAAGAUCUUACUGUAAUGAUAACAGUUUGUGUUAACGAAAAUCUGCUGACUUUUUACAUCAGCAAGUAAAUAUGUUCACUUUUAUUUCACACGCACACCUCUGUUGAUGGAGGCUGUACUUCAGAUUGAGUGCCCACCCAGAAAAUGAAACAUGCUAUAGAGGGAGUAGCAGCAGCCAGACUCAACUGCUCCUCAUGUGCAACUCACUAUUCUUACCCAGUGAUGCUUUCAGUGAGCAGACUGAUAAUAGGACAGGAGAGGAGUGUACGGGGUCAAUUGGAAACAGCUUCAAUGUAACAGGAACAGGAAGUGGUGAACAGAGUGAGCUACCCGGUAAAACAUGAGCCUUGUCUGUUCCUCUCUCUUGACACUGCUUGUACAUCAUCUCAGCCUUUCCAAAUAUAGAUUAAUCAGGCUUUGCCAUGUAUUUAACUUAAAUCUGGAGGGAGUAUCUUCAGCCCCGUCCUGCCUUGCACCUGUUUGAUUAUUUGAAGGCGAAAUGACACAAAACCGUGCUGCUGGGACUGCUAAUGGUACCACAAAAAAGGGAGAGGAACUUAAAAUUGUGAUAGUGGGAGAUGGAGGCUGCGGGAAAACAUCUCUUCUGAUGGUUUAUGCUAAAGGUGACUUUCCAGAGAAAUAUGCGCCAUCAGUGUUCGAAAAAUAUGUCACCACUAUCUCUCUUGGAGGAAAAGAGAUAAAGCUCAACCUGUAUGACACAGCUGGACAGGAUGACUAUGACAGACUGCGUCCGCUUUCAUACCAAGACGCCGAUCUGAUUUUAGUCUGCUUUGAUGUGACCAACCCCACCAGCUAUGAGAAUGUCAUGAUAAAGUGGCACCCAGAGGUGAAGCACUUCUGUCGGGACACUCCGGUCAUCCUGAUUGGCUGCAAGACUGACCUAAGGAAGGAUAAAGAGUGUGCAAGGAAGCUCAAGGCCAUGAAUCAGGCUCCCAUCACAUACACACAGGGUGAAGAGACACGGCAGCAGAUGAAUGCAGAGCUCUACCUCGAAUGUUCGGCGAAGUAUCAGGAGAACGUGGAAGACAUUUUCAGGGAGACCACCAUAAGAACUUUGGCCUUCAAUCGAAAACAAAGGAAACACAAGAGGAAGAAGAAAUGUGUCAUUUUGUGAAGUCAAAACAACAGUUUUUUGAGGACUCCACAGGCUAGAUUUUUUUGAAAACCACUCAUUCACAUUGAAAGUGGUUGGACAUUCGGAGACUAAAGAUGCUUGGUGUCAUAGACAGAUGUGGAAACAGUUGUAUGACCACUGGUUCAGACAUAAGUCUGGGCCUCACUGAAUCAUCAGCCCUUUACUGAAGAAAAUUACAUAACAGGAAAGACAAUUUUGGAAGAAGAGACAGAGUGGUAUGCUACUUGAAAAGCCGUCUGUGAAUAUAUUUUUACUUUUCUAUGAAACAUAUUUUAGUAUUUUUAUAUAUUUUUCUGAUUUUUUUUUAUUGAACUGUAUAGCCAUCUGUUGAAGGAAUUUGAACAGUUAGUUCUUGUGUUGUCAGAUUUUUCCAGAGGUUUUGUAAUGCCAAUCGAUUUCAAAUGUCUGAAUCUUGUUUAAAAGCUGCUGGUAGGUAACAAAUUCCCAGACAGAAUAGCUGGUGUAAAUCAAUGUAUCAUGGUACAGUAGUUUUAACAGCCUUGAAAGAA
Sander lucioperca (pikeperch) is the source of this 2085-nucleotide messenger RNA. RefSeq names its product ras homolog family member F (gene rhof). Gene Ontology annotation, biological process: cell migration; small GTPase-mediated signal transduction. The record is from RefSeq and is a predicted model, not a curated record. NCBI's taxonomy places the organism in Eukaryota, Metazoa, Chordata, Actinopteri, Perciformes, Percidae. The transcript has 5 exons. The coding region runs from base 920 to 1555 and encodes 211 amino acids. Gene Ontology annotation, molecular function: GTPase activity; GTP binding.